Pseudopipra pipra is the source of this 557-nucleotide messenger RNA. RefSeq names its product ribosomal protein S15a (gene RPS15A). Gene Ontology annotation, biological process: translation. The coding region runs from base 123 to 515 and encodes 130 amino acids. Lineage: Eukaryota; Metazoa; Chordata; Aves; Passeriformes; Pipridae. The record is from RefSeq and is a predicted model, not a curated record. The transcript is spliced from 5 exons. Gene Ontology annotation, cellular component: ribosome; cytosolic small ribosomal subunit. Gene Ontology annotation, molecular function: structural constituent of ribosome.
GCCAAUGGGGGUGAGCGAGGCCCGGCGCGCCGAGUCUCGCGAUAUCUCGUGGCGGCCGGCGGCGCUCCCAUGGUCCCGCGCGGCCGCGGCCCUUCCUUUUCCGCCAUCGCGCCGCCGGCACCAUGGUGCGCAUGAACGUCCUGGCAGAUGCUCUCAAGAGCAUCAACAACGCAGAGAAGCGUGGGAAGCGCCAGGUCCUCAUCCGGCCGUGCUCCAAGGUGAUCGUCCGCUUCCUCACCGUGAUGAUGAAGCACGGUUACAUCGGUGAAUUUGAGAUAAUUGAUGACCACAGAGCUGGGAAGAUUGUUGUCAACCUCACAGGCAGACUCAACAAGUGUGGUGUAAUCAGUCCCAGAUUUGAUGUUCAGCUGAAGGAUUUGGAAAAGUGGCAGAACAACCUGCUGCCUUCACGUCAGUUUGGGUACAUUGUACUGACAACCUCAGCUGGCAUCAUGGACCAUGAGGAGGCGAGGCGAAAACACACAGGAGGCAAAAUCCUGGGGUUCUUUUUCUAAAACUUGUAAAAAAAGAGGAUACUAAUAAAUUGUUCAAAUGGA